This is a messenger RNA of Lycium ferocissimum, 1044 nucleotides long. RefSeq lists its product as uncharacterized. The coding region runs from base 1 to 1044 and encodes 347 amino acids. The record is from RefSeq and is a predicted model, not a curated record. The transcript is spliced from 7 exons. NCBI's taxonomy places the organism in Eukaryota, Viridiplantae, Streptophyta, Magnoliopsida, Solanales, Solanaceae.
AUGGGGAAUUUAGUUACUAGAAUUUUGAACUGGCGGACUACGGAAGAAAAACUAGAAUUCAAGAAAUUGAUGGAUGGCAUGUUCAGAGACGACAAAAACCCGAUUUGGGAAGUUGUGCCAACACCCGAUGAGUUGGAGGCUCUUAAUUUGCCUCCUGUUGCACAUGAUAUACCAGACGUCAAAUAUGGAGUUGAUGGUGUACAUGGUACUGAUUUGGUGGACACUGAUUACGAUGAUUUUAGUACCACAACACCGCAUCUGUCCAGUGGCAAACAGCAACAAAGGAAUGCCAAUUCUGAUUCCCCGCGAUGCAAGAAACGGACACAGAUUCCCGUUUCUGUUUCUCCUUCUAGGAAACAACCAUCAUGGAAGGAAUAUCAGAUAAAAGGGACAAGGAAACCAGAUACACCUACAGGACCCGAAACAAAUGAGUUUAAACUGAUAAGGGAAGAGAUUCAGAUUUUCAAGAAAGAAGUGUUUGAGUACAUGGAUAACAACUUCAAAAAGUUGUUAGAUGCAUUAAAGGGCAAUCAAACACCAGAUAAGGUCGCUGUUAGUAAAGCCCCGUCACAUCAACAUGAUGUUGGCAUACAACACUCACAUGAGAAAAGCCAACGUCAUCGUUUUGAUAAAGGGACUCGAACUGUCAACGACGUAGUCGAUGACAAUAUGGUCGGAGACACAAUGUUGCAAGAUGACUUACAUACUGAUGGUGGGAUUUCUCGAGGCAAUCAAAGUGGCGGUAAAGAAAGGUUUCAACCGAAGAGAAUCAAGGUGGUGGUGCAACUUCCGCAGAGGAGUCAUCCAAAGGUGGUUGAGGCAGUUGGGUUGCCAAUUAAUGAUCCACUGUUGUUGAUGUGGAUAAAGAAACGGGAGUUAAAACAAUCUGGUGAUAUGGAGAAUGCUAAUGCUGAAUUUACUGCAUCAGAGGAAAUGAUAGCGGAAUUGCUAGUCAACUGUCCUUUAGCAUCUGUUAUUCCUCUCAGUGCUCCUCCAGUACCACGCGAUGAUCAAGCUGAUUUGUCAAGUUUAAGGACCCCUUAG